Messenger RNA from Suillus paluster, 1005 nucleotides. RefSeq lists its product as uncharacterized. The record is from RefSeq and is a predicted model, not a curated record. The transcript has 4 exons. NCBI's taxonomy places the organism in Eukaryota, Fungi, Basidiomycota, Agaricomycetes, Boletales, Suillaceae. Bases 151 to 879 code for a protein of 242 amino acids.
GUCAAAACUGGGUAUCAGUGCCGUACGAGUGACGUGGUCAAGCUUACACUACGAUUAAGGUUAGCACGCACUCCAGUCAGCCGAUUAGACUACACGCAAUCACUCUCGAGCAUCAAAGGGCUCGAGCUCUGCUGAUUAUUCGUGGCCACCAUGAUAUCCACGUCCACAUCCAGCAUACACAUCACCUAUUUUCCUGUGCGAGCCCGAUGUGAGCCGGUGUUACUCAUUCUCGCAGAUUCCGGGACCCAGUUCGAGUACGAAGAAAUUCCCCUUAUGAAGUGGGGGGAGAUGAAGAAGACAGGGAGCGAAUUUCUGCUUGGAGAGACUACAGCUAUCCUGUCUUACCUUGAGGAGAUCCUGGCACCGCCAGGAGCCACACUGAACAAAGACCUCCCACUGCAAACCCGUGUACGCGCACAAAUGAUCACAGAAGCAUCUCUGUACUUCACCAACAGGGUAUGGCAAUUGAGUGUGGAAAAGGAUUGGCUAGCACCACCAUCACGGGAUAAAAUUUGGAAAGCUAUCACCUCACGAUACCUGCGCAACACAGAAGCUGCACUCAGAGAACUGCAGAAGGAUAUGAAAGUAGUGCCAGGAGAGACGGAUCAACUGACUGUGCUUCAUGCAACCGUGACAGCAGCCAUCACGUUUAUAACACAGAUGUUCCCAUCUGCCAAGCUGGCGUUGAGGCCCGGAGGGAAUUGCCCAUUGUGCGGGCAAGUAUGGAAGACAGUUGUGACUCGCCCAAGGGUUGUCGCUUAUUGGAAGGAACAUAAGAUUGCUGACAAGGCAUGGACAAUAACAGAGUAUGGGACAGCAGACUGGAUCGCAGAGGAAGCAGCAAAGUAUGACUCGCCGCAGUUGCUGGCUCAUUUAUGACAAUAGUAGAGACGUGUAUGCAUAGAUUUAGAACGGAAUCCCCAAGAUACUGUACGCUCGAGUCUCAACGUUAUGUAUGCCGCCUCAGCGUAACUGGCAAUCGACCUGGGGGCGAGACACCUCACA